Messenger RNA from Trypanosoma grayi, 1206 nucleotides. Its product is annotated as bardet-Biedl syndrome 5 protein. Lineage: Eukaryota; Euglenozoa; Kinetoplastea; Trypanosomatida; Trypanosomatidae. The coding region runs from base 1 to 1206 and encodes 401 amino acids. The transcript has a single exon. Gene Ontology annotation, biological process: intracellular transport; cilium assembly. The record is from RefSeq and is a predicted model, not a curated record. Gene Ontology annotation, cellular component: ciliary basal body; BBSome. Gene Ontology annotation, molecular function: phosphatidylinositol-3-phosphate binding.
AUGCCCGCGAGUGCUCCGCCUUCCUCAUCCUCCUCGUCCUUCUCUUUGUCCUCAGCCGCCGGGUCAGCAGCAGCGACAACCGCGUCGGUCGAGAAGGCCUUCACGUUCUGGUUCGACCGCGAGGUGCGCUUCGAUGUUCCGGCGGAGGAGCUAGAGGUGCAGUCGGCGCGCGGCGAGACGCUGCUGUCGACGCUGCGCCCCGUCGAGGAUACGAAAGGUAACAACGGCGAGGAGGGUGUCUUCUUCGUGACAAACCUGCGCUGCAUGUGGCACAGCGCCCGCAACCGGCGCAAGAACCUCACCAUCGGCUACAACGGCGUGCAGGGCGUCGACGUGCGGCGGGCGACCUCGCGGCUGCGCGGCAACACCGAGGCGCUGUACAUAUCCGCCCGCUUCAGCUCCAGCCGCUUCGAGUUCGUCUUCACGCAUCUGGCGCAGAACCUCCGCCUCUUCGCCACUGUGCCGGCGGUGUGGCGCGCCUACGAGUCUAGCACGGUGUACCGCGAGCUGCGGCUGCGCAGCUCCGUCAUCCGCGACGGCGAGCUCGUGCUGCUGCCGGAAGAGCGGCUCUUCACGCGGCAGGGGGGCGUCAGCAACGUGAGCAACGACCAGGGAUACAUCGGCACGUUCUUUAUCACAAACGUGCGCAUUGCGUGGUGCGCCCAGCACGCGCCGAACCUCAACGUGUCGAUCCCGUACCUGCAUUUCAUCGGGCUGCACAUGCGGGCCACGAAGUUCGGCCGCGCUCUCGUCCUGGAGACGUCGCGCUUCGCAGGCAGCUACAUUCUCGGCUUCCGCAUCGACCCGAUGGCGCGGCUGCAGGAGCUGUUCAAGGAGUGCGUCGCGCUGUGGAAGGCCUGGACCGCACGUCCCAUUCUCGGCGUCGCUGUCGUGCUGCAGGACAUCCCACACGACGCGGGAGACGGCGACCCCGCCAGGAGAAGCACCAGAAACCACCACCACAGGGAUGGUGAUGAGCAGGAGCAGAAUCCGUCAGCACCGCAACCCAUGGCGCCGCAGCCCCGCGUCCUCGAUGGGGAGAACGUUGUGAAGGAAGUGGCGACAGACGCCUUCGCUGCAUACUACGUGGAUGUCGGCCAGAAGGGAGCGGACAGGCGGCCGGUGUUCAACACGUCGAUCGGCCUCGCCGUGGAGAAGCUUCGCGGAGGUGUGGCGCUGCGCGACUUGUGGGCAGUCACGACGUAG